Molecule: messenger RNA, 1195 nt
Organism: Diceros bicornis minor
Lineage: Eukaryota; Metazoa; Chordata; Mammalia; Perissodactyla; Rhinocerotidae
Gene: NTHL1
Product: nth like DNA glycosylase 1
Exons: 7
Coding region: 24-1091 (355 amino acids)
Biological process (GO): base-excision repair, AP site formation; base-excision repair; nucleotide-excision repair
Cellular component (GO): nucleus
Molecular function (GO): DNA binding; oxidized pyrimidine nucleobase lesion DNA N-glycosylase activity; 4 iron, 4 sulfur cluster binding
Source: RefSeq, a predicted model, not a curated record
UGUGUAGUCCGCAGGAGUCCGGCAUGAACGCCGCAGGCGUGAGAAUGGUGACCCGCAGCCGCAGCCAGGGAUCUAGGGCCCGGCCGCGGCGGGGUGGGGAGGAGGCCGCGCCGCUCCAGAGGGGAGAGGCGUCUGGAGAGUUGGCCAGAGGGGGAUUCCCACAGGCACCCAGGAACUCCAGGGGUAGUCCAGACAGGGAGAUCCACUGGGGCAGAAGCGUGGCAGGAGGAACGGAUGGAGGGAACAAGCAAGUGACAAUGCCAGACAGGGACCCGGUGGCACUUUUUGCAGAAGGAAGGAAAAGCCACAGUCGUGUGAAGUGUCAGCAGAAGUCACAGAGAGUGAAUGUGGCCUACGAGGCCUCAGAUGGUGAGAAAGGAGAGGACACUGAGCCCCUCAAGGCACCAGGCUGGGAGCCCCAGGACUGGCAGCAGCAGCUGGUGAACAUCCGCACCAUGAGGAGUGGGAAGGACGCGCCUGUGGACCAGCUGGGGGUGGAGCACUGCUAUGACCCCAGUGCACCCCCAAAGGUGCGGAGGUAUCAGGUGCUGCUGUCGCUAAUGCUCUCCAGCCAGACCAAAGACCAGGUGACAGCGGGCGCCAUGCAGCGGCUGAGGGCCUGGGGCCUGACGGUGGACAGCAUCCUGCAGACAGAUGACAGUACGCUGGGCACGCUCAUCUACCCCGUGGGCUUCUGGAGGAACAAGGUGAAGUACAUCAAGCAGACCAGUGCCAUUCUGCAGCAGCGCUAUGGUGGGGACAUUCCAGCCUCCGUGACAGAGCUGGUGGCACUGCCAGGCGUCGGGCCCAAGAUGGCACACUUGGCCAUGGCCGUGGCCUGGGGCACUGUGUCCGGCAUUGCGGUGGACACACACGUGCACAGGAUCGCCAACAGACUCAGGUGGACCAAGAAGACAACCAAGUCCCCAGAGGAGACCCGCACCGCCCUGGAGGAGUGGCUGCCCAGGGAGCUGUGGAGCGAGAUCAACGGACUGUUGGUGGGCUUCGGACAGCAGACCUGUCUGCCUGUCCGCCCACGCUGCCAGGCCUGCCUCAAUCGGGCCCUGUGUCCAGCUGCACAGGGGCUCUGAGGGCCGUGGGGCCUCAGCCCGGGCGCCACUCUGGCCACUGUCUGCUAUGUGUCUUUGCUGGGGAGCUGCAACCUGUUUAUAAUAAAGCUUGGGGGUUGUUUGUA